AUGCCUUUCUUGAGUCCAGAUUGGAGAUAUCCGGGAGACCGCUGGCUGCGGUCAAGUGAAUGUGGAAGCCUGUGGGAAAAUGCCAAGAUCUAUCGCUUGCGCAUGUUUGAACGAAUGAAUGAGACGGUGGUUAGACGACAGUCACUUAUCGAGGAUACAGACCAAUCUAUGAACUAUGUGAAUGAUCUUUUGAGAGUGGUCAUCUACCAACCUCAUGUCUAUCUCCGGAUAGGCACAGUUCGUGACGUCGUGACAACCACAACAAUCAGUGAAGCUUUGAUCGGACUGGAUUUGAAAGCAGCGAUCAGAGAUGUCAGGCGAUUCAAUUACGUGUGCAAAAUUAUCCAAAUACUUCUGAAGGAUCAUUUUCACCGGCUGACCGGCAGACUUCAGCUUUUUCUGAUCGAGUUGUUGAGGGCGAUUUUGUCUCAAGGUAACUUGCCAUUUCAUUUUCUACCUAGCGAAUUACGUUUCAUAGUUCAAGCAAGUUGCAAUCAGACUGCAAUGUUGAGGCAACUUUUGAGCGAUUUGCUGGACAAUCUAGAGAGGAACAAAUAUGAUCACAUCGGAAGUGCGAUACUGUGGGACAAUCAUCGGAAGGCCGUUGAUGAAAUGAAUGCGGAACUGGACGGAUUCGAUAUAGAGAAGUGCUUGAGGGCCGUUGCUAAGGAGCAACGAUCCAAACCACUAUCAGCCAGUGAAUGGACUCCAUCCACAGCGGACGACGUGAGCCUGGAAAAGCUCCCUACAGAAUGUCUUUCACGUGUCCUCUCCUUCGUUAAUUCACCACGAGACUUGGAAACUGCCUCACUGGCUUCCGGGGCAAUAGCUAGUUUGGUAGAGGAGGAUCAUCUGUGGCGCAACUUGACCUUAACCCACUUCGAUAUGGAGCAAAUGUCCUCAGUUCACUUUGGCCGCCCAGGUUGGCGUGAUGAACCUCCAGCCACCAUGGACGACUGCAAUUGGCGAAGGGCCUAUUUGCGUCUCCUCAAACGCUAUGGGGACCAACAUUUUUAUACUGCCAAAUUGGCGGCCUGCGAAGUGUGCUGUUGUAUAUUUUGGCCGCUUUUUGGACACCCUUGCCACUAUCCGAAACAGGAACCUCGUCUUCGUCUCCUCUCUCCAGAAGACUUCAUUGCGCUGUUUCCAAUCUAACCUUUGCUCGAUCAUGCAGGGACUUCGUGUCGUUUCCUACUCCAAACUGCUACGGUGCCUUGCCCAUCAACUACACGUCUCACUUUGAUCAGAUUUACCACAUUACUUUCAAACGAACCAUUGUUUACUAACGGAGCUGUUGCAUUUCAGCCCAUUGAGCUAACCAUUUCAACUCCGUUUUCACCUCGGCCAUCUUUGUAUGCAUUUGGUUUGAGUGUCCGCCAGUUGGUCCCUAAGAUAGUGACUUCAUCGGCAUUCAACUUGGCAGAUUUGUCCAUUCAUCAUCAUCGACUGCUUUCAGAAAGCUCGUAUUCAACAUGACUUUCAGAUGCCUAUGCAUAAUUUUAUUCACUUUUUCUAUUUGCUUAGUUUUCUUAUGAUCACCGUUUGUUUGGUUCAUUUUGCAUGACAGUGAGCGCCUUCACUUUUCUCCUUUUGUGCAUUGUCGGCGUGCGCCUCUAUAGUGAUCUAUAGUUACGACUUCGGUGCUGUGCGAAUAAGGCGUGAAAUGCCGAGGAUUCUUGUUCAUUCUCCAUUUGUUCUUUUUGUUUUAUUGUAGUUUGGUUUUUACGGCUUGAUUUCUGUCCUAUUAUUUUUACCCGUCGUGUCAUUCUGUUUAAUUACUAUUUAU
Opisthorchis viverrini is the source of this 1786-nucleotide messenger RNA. RefSeq lists its product as hypothetical. Gene Ontology annotation, biological process: protein ubiquitination. Gene Ontology annotation, molecular function: protein binding. The transcript has 6 exons. The record is from RefSeq and is a predicted model, not a curated record. Gene Ontology annotation, cellular component: SCF ubiquitin ligase complex; cytoplasm; nucleus. Lineage: Eukaryota; Metazoa; Platyhelminthes; Trematoda; Opisthorchiida; Opisthorchiidae. The coding region runs from base 1 to 1155 and encodes 384 amino acids.